UAUUCUGCCCAUCAAAGAGAGGCACUACGCUACCCUGGAUUACAAUGAUCUGACUCUCUCUCUUUCUCUCUCUCUCUCUCUCUGUGGCAAUGGCGGACAAGCCGAGCAGAGGAUUGGUGGUGUACGGAGAUGGGUUGGCCCGUUUCAUCAACGAAUCACACACCCAUCUCCACUCUCUCGCUUCUCGUGCUUCUUGUGGUUUCUUGACCCUCCCCAACUCCCCUCCUUCAGAAAGUGAGGAUGCAAGAAUAGUUCGAGAGUUUGCUCAGCUGCUGGAUGCAGCUGAAGCUUGUCACAAUACAGUGAUGCCUAGCAUUUCAGAGAGGUUCAUGGGAAUGAGAUCUGCUAUAAUUACAAACAACUCAAGUUUGAAACCUUUUGGAGGCAAACUAGGUUUCACUAUGUUGCAAUUGAGUGACAUAAUUGACAAGAGUCUUCCCAUCGCAGAGUCACCACUUGAUGUCGUGGCCUCUGAGUUGCUGAAGUUGCUUGGAUUUCAAGAAGGGAAGAUUUUAGAGACAAGCCCGUUUGAUUUAGUUUUUAUCCACAUUGGAGAUGGUGAAAAGAAUGGUCAGAAAGACACAGAAUAUGUGAAUGGUUUGGUUGGUCAAAUCAUGCAGAUAGAGGAACGAGCAGCUGAAAUCAGUGCCCGUUUGCACAUGUCCCUUGUGAUGAGUUAUGGGCUUGUGUCAGAGAAUAAUGAUCCCAAUUUGUCUGUUAUUUGUAAAGAUGAGAAACACUCUAAUCUUUCAUCGUUGUUCCCUCGUCAAAGUUAUGUCGUGAAAGGAAUGAAUCUACGGAAGAAUGUUAGGCACCAUUGUCCAAUGUUAAUUGCUCAGUGGCAGAAUGCUGUAACUCGCAAGGAUAUGGCUGAGACAUUUUCUUUUAAAGAUUUUAAAGAGCAUGGUGGGAUCGUUACAAUACCGGCAGAUAGGUUUAUACAUGAAGUGGCAUUUAAGCUCUGGAAGGCCCCGAAAUAUGGGGCAUGAGGUAGUUUUCAAGAAAAUUUUGAUGCAUGAAUCACUGACUUGUUACUUAAAACUAAAAAUAUGAC
Camellia sinensis is the source of this 1054-nucleotide messenger RNA. RefSeq names its product rhomboid family protein. Lineage: Eukaryota; Viridiplantae; Streptophyta; Magnoliopsida; Ericales; Theaceae. The record is from RefSeq and is a predicted model, not a curated record.